This is a messenger RNA of Drosophila serrata, 1320 nucleotides long. RefSeq lists its product as uncharacterized. Gene Ontology annotation, molecular function: serine-type endopeptidase activity. Gene Ontology annotation, biological process: proteolysis. The record is from RefSeq and is a predicted model, not a curated record. Lineage: Eukaryota; Metazoa; Arthropoda; Insecta; Diptera; Drosophilidae.
CUUCAUUCAACGCUCGACAGGUGAACCGUUCAGCACGCUUUUCGCGCUUUCAAAUUCGGAGAUUAUAGCUGGGAUCAUCACCUGUUUUAUAUAUAAAAAAUAUAUAUAUAUAAAUUCCUUUUUUUGUAAUUUUUUACUGUGACUUUUUUGUGGCGGAAAAACCUACAGAAUGCAGCUCAACGAUCACUGGCGCAAGAUUGUAAAGACUAUGAUCUUUGCCUUUCUCUGCACCGAAAUGCAAACUACCUAUACACAUCGAGAUUUGACUGCCAAGCGACUUGGCCUGGCCGAAAUGGAGGCCAUUGCAGCAGCUACUGGUGAGGAUCGAUUCCAGGUCAAGAUGAGGGCUCCAUAUCAUGCAUCCAUUCGUUUGCUGGCCCAGGAGAGGGAUUACUUUGGCAAGGGACACAUCUGUUCGGGUGCGUUGGUGGCGCCUUCUGUUGUCCUUACCGUAAGCAGUUGCAUCUUCAGCCACGUGAAGAAAAGCUACUACCAUCCCUCGGAGCUGCGUGUGAUGUUGGGGAAUCCUCAGAGGUUCGCUCCUCAUGACCAGGGCUUAGCCUUUGGCGUUACGCACAUCCAUCAGCCGCCCAAGGAUCUGGCCCUGGCCAUUCUUAUGUUGGACAAGGAUGUUCCACUGGACCAUUUGUUUAUCCAACCGGUGGGUCUGCCCUCGCCGGGUGAGACAUCAGUUCUGGAUGCAGAUUCCAGCAAUUUGCUGCAGAUUAGCACCUGGGGUUAUGAUGGCGAGAUCCGGGAGCUGCACGAUCUGGUCACUUUGAAUGCCACUCACACAGCGUGUCAUCAUCACCAGGAGCAGAGCCAAUCCCCAAGGAUCUGUGUUCAGGCGGAGGUGACGAAUGCGUCACUCGGCCAGAAGUUGUACAUGGAUGCUGGGGCCACGUUGACGGAGCAGGAUCGCCUGCUGGGACUGAGGAGCACCGAUGGUGGAUUCGAGGAUGUGGCCAGUCAUGUGGAAUGGAUUCUGGCCCAAAUAGGCGACGGUGGCAAUCAGAACAGCUCGGUUUGGGGCAUCCUGGGGUUCAUGGUCUUCACUGGCUAUGUCCUUACAGUCAGCAGGAAGAGCUUCUCCACCUAGGAAAGGGUUUUGUGGGUUUUUUUUUGGGGGUAAACUAGUCAAGUAGGAGGGAUCCUAGGCCAGCCUAGGAAUGUGAUAAUCUCGAUCAGAAAGCCAGAGCAGGAUAAUCUGCCAAUCCUAGAACAAGAUGCCUUAAGAUAUUUGUACAAUUUAAAGUUCUUGGGGGAUCAAUCAACAAUUAAUUUAUAUAUAUAACACAUAAAAUAAGGGUAGAUAUAUAU